AUGUCACCACCUCGACGCUCUGACCGAGAAGAGAUCAGAAUAACCUACACGGGCGGGCACUUUCAAUUCGAGCGUCGACACCCUGGACAUUCCAAAGAAGCUCAUGAGACAACGAAGCAUUAUCACUAUCACUCUCCUGCACCUCCCGUCACCUACAACCACACCGGUGAUAUGCACAACUAUCCUACAUCUCUCUCCCCCUAUUCUUACCACCUUCCCUCCAAUGGCUACUCCCUCCCAUCCGCUCCCAAGAGUUCAAGACAUCCGUAUAAAUUACUGAACGACCUCCAUGAAGCAGACCACGAAGCGGGAAACCAGCGUCGCCAGCGCAAAUAUGUUGAGAAGCAGCGCUUCGAGGACGCCAGAAAAGACAGAGACAGGGCAGAUCGAAGGCUGAAGGAACUAGGUGACGAUUAUGAUGAGCCGUAUAGCAGCGCGGAAGAAGAUCUAGUUCCGAAACGUCGGCAUGAGGGGAGACCCAGGUCGAGAUAUCACUAG
Molecule: messenger RNA, 498 nt
Organism: Bacidia gigantensis
Lineage: Eukaryota; Fungi; Ascomycota; Lecanoromycetes; Lecanorales; Ramalinaceae
Exons: 1
Coding region: 1-498 (165 amino acids)
Source: RefSeq, a predicted model, not a curated record